Macroventuria anomochaeta is the source of this 936-nucleotide messenger RNA. RefSeq lists its product as uncharacterized. NCBI's taxonomy places the organism in Eukaryota, Fungi, Ascomycota, Dothideomycetes, Pleosporales, Didymellaceae. The record is from RefSeq and is a predicted model, not a curated record. Bases 1 to 936 code for a protein of 311 amino acids. The transcript is spliced from 3 exons.
AUGUUGUAUUCCAGCCGCUUGGUGUUCGGUACUGAGCAAGAGGCCGUAAGGCUUUUUGCUAACAGCUCAGACACGUCUAAGGGUGGCCUUACUAUCCAGGUUGGCAGGUCUAUCGAUGCGCAAACCGUACAUGUGCCGCAGUCCGUACUGGACUCCUGUUCGAUCCUAGGGGGCCUGCUCCUACCGGGUUGCAGAAUCGUCAACGCUGAUCCUAUCGUCUUCGCCAUCAUCAUUGAGUACUUGCAUAUGAGCAGCAUUAUGGAUUUGAUAACAUUCAGCACACCCGGCCAUCUUCAAGAGUUGACCAUCAACGAGAACCCCUUACUCAGCCUUGCCAAAGCGUGGCAUGUGGGUGACAUGCUGCGUAUGCCCGAUUUGCAGAAUAGGCUCUUCAAAGUAUACCGCGCCUACUAUAUGCAGUGCUUAGAGGACCGCCUCCGUCCGCCCCUGGAUCCAGAGCCGUUGGACUCAAAGCCUUUGGACCCAGAGCCAUUCGUCUACCUGAGAGAUAACAUCGGUAACCACACCAAGGCAGAAAAGUUUAUUGUCGACUUUCAUGCCGGGCUCAUGCAGAAUCAGGCAGUCCUCAAGCGCAACGACUUCAAGUUGCUACCAAAUGACAUCGCAGUCAAGAUUAGGUAUCGCUGGUUUGAGCUCUCCGGUAGGGUCAGGAAAGACAGUCUCCAUCCUGAAUUGAGUAACGACCGAAUCGCAGCCAAAGACUCCUGUUACAGAGUUACCAAAGACGAUGCGAUCGUACAAAGUGACUUGCAGAUCCAGUAUCUAAGUCUCUGGUCGCAUGAAACAGGCAACAGUGAGGCUACAGACGACGUGAGUGUGUAUGAUCUCUUCGCGCCUAACCUGCAGUGGAACGAAUUGCCACCUGAGCACUCGACGCAGGCCGGUAUCUUUGGGUUAUUGGACUUUGCAGCCUAG